Hevea brasiliensis (rubber tree) is the source of this 1265-nucleotide messenger RNA. RefSeq names its product blue copper protein-like. NCBI's taxonomy places the organism in Eukaryota, Viridiplantae, Streptophyta, Magnoliopsida, Malpighiales, Euphorbiaceae. Gene Ontology annotation, molecular function: electron transfer activity. The transcript is spliced from 3 exons. The coding region runs from base 109 to 1071 and encodes 320 amino acids. Gene Ontology annotation, cellular component: plasma membrane. The record is from RefSeq and is a predicted model, not a curated record.
CUUUCUGAUCAGUCUAUAAAAGGUCACAUGUUUAACAAAAAAAAUUCAGCUCUCAAUUCUCAAAUCCCUCCAAGGUGAAGACAGAAUUUCAGGCAGUUUUGAUUAGACAUGGCCAGAAUAGCAUUCAUCAGUUUAGCCAUUUUAGCCAUUGCAGUGACUUCACUUGUACCCUGCUCUAUGGCAGAGACGCUUGUUGUUGGGGAUGGCUUGGGCUGGUUGGUGCCUCCAGGUGGUGACCUCGCUUAUGCUACUUGGGCAGCCAUUAAUACCUUCACAGUUGGUGAUGUUCUCUUGUUCAAUUUCACUACUGGACAACAAGAUGUAGCCAGGGUCACAAAGGAAGCAUAUCUAACCUGCAAUUCAACGAAUCCCAUCUCCCUGAAAACAACUGGUCCGGCAAAUUUCACCUUAAACACCACUGGUGAAUACUUCUUUAUCUCUACGAUGGACGCACACUGCCCAUUAGGCCAAAGGCUAGCCAUCUAUGUAACUGCCCCUGGACCCCAUCAUGCUCCUCAUCCUCAUCAUCCACCCGCAGCCCCUUCGCCAGUCUCUCCCAGAGCACCAGUGACCUACACCGUUGGCGAUGGCUUGGGCUGGCUUGUCCCUCCUGGUGGUCCACUCGCUUACAUGACCUGGGCCUAUAACAAGACUUUCAUCGUUGAAGACACUCUAGCUUUCAACUUUGUGGAUGGACUACAAGAUGUUGCCCUGGUGACCAAGGAAGCCUAUGAGACCUGCAACACAAAUAGCACCAUCCAAGUUUGGUCUACAAGUCCUGUAAAGAUCUUACUCAAUUCUACUGGGGAUUAUUUCUUCACUUCCACGUAUCCACGCCACUGCAUCUUGGGUCAGCAGCUAGCCAUUAGGGUGGUCUCCAGCAGCGGUACUACUGAUCAUGGUAGUGCACCUACGUCUAGCAUCGCCCAUCCUCCAUCAAGCAGCAGCACAAGCAGUCCCGUGACAGAGGGCCCUGUGGCUGGUUCUCCUCUUCCAGCCAGCUCAGCUCCAUCGAGGGUUCUUGCUGGAUUCUUCAUUACCUUUUUGUCCAUUUUCAUAGCUGUGUUUUAGAGAUAGAUAGAUACGCACACUAGCUAGAUUUAUAUAUAUAAUUCAUUUGGUUCCUCAUUUGGUCGAUUAUUUUGUUGUGUUGGCCAUUUCCAUUGGUCUGUGAUUUACAUCUGUAUCUAUAUAUCCGAUUGUAUGAGAUGUUAUUGAUAUUCUUUCUGUGAGAUAUAUACAUAUUUUUAUGUACCUGAAUUUUA